Messenger RNA from Triticum urartu, 1728 nucleotides. RefSeq lists its product as uncharacterized. NCBI's taxonomy places the organism in Eukaryota, Viridiplantae, Streptophyta, Magnoliopsida, Poales, Poaceae. The record is from RefSeq and is a predicted model, not a curated record.
CAUGUGUGGCGUGGCCGUAUCUUAUACAGGUGUGCUCCACAAAACCUCGUCGCGGGUCUGGAUUCUGGACCACCCACCGAACCGCCCGCCGGCGAUAGCAGCCGCCGCCAAUGGCCGCCGUCUCGACGGCCCAAAUCCCCCCAUUCCUCACCACCCCCAUUUUCCAGUCCUCGCUUCUCUUCCUGCCCACAGCACGGCGGCCCCCAACCUCGCCGGCCUACGCCGACCGCCCUGCUCUUGCGGUCGCGUGUCCUCGCCCCGGUGGAACCCACAGGACUCAGGCUGCCCAGCUCGUUCUCCCUGCCUGUGCUGCCGCUUCGUACUCCUCGGCGAGCGCGGCAGAAGGUACUUAUGCUUUUGAAGGGGAUGAAGGCAUGUCUGACCCGGAGCUGAGGCUGGUGCUGGAGCUUGCCACCGACGACGAGCUGCUGGAACUGGAGGAGAUCCUCUAUGGUACCAGCUAUUUCAGCCCAGUGCUAAAAUCAAUUGGAAAAAGGCCGAAUACCGUUUCUAUUGUUGCUUUGGAUGAUAUCGAGGAGAGAGAUCUUUUCAUCUCAAAAUUGGAGUCGAGGUUCUUGUAUCUUGCUGCAGAUGCACGCUCAGUUCUAAGGGGCUGGAGGCCAUCAUACAGGAAUGUCUUACUUCAAGUAAGAAGAGAACUUGGUGUUCAAUGCUCCAGUAAAUUAUGUAGUGCAGACCUGGAGGCAGAAAUAUUUCUACACCUCCUGGAUGAAUAUUCGAGCCGUCAGAAAGGAUCAUUUUCAUUUCCAUGGGAUAAACAGAAAUCUCCAAAAGAAAACCCUAGCAUUGAAGUAAACAACUGGAAGGUGCUUAGUGACACUGCUUGGAGGAUUGGAGCAAAGGGACUAGAAAGUACAUUCUUGAAGGGUGGCAGUGCAUUGACUGUGAAAACAAUCUAUGAAUCGUUAGCCAAGAGACUAUCUGGAAAACUGCUGAUGGAGACAGCUAAUUAUGAGAUUAAGAAAGAACUUGUUAAGCAGGGUGGCCGAUUAGCUGCUGUUAACCUUGAAUCCAGAGCUGGCUUGCUUGCAGCUAGGCAGGGUUUGGCUCGUGCAGCAUCUAGAUAUGUUGGCCUUAGGAGUUUCAUGAGUUUACUUGGACCAAUAAUGUGGGGCACACUCUUGGCUGAUAUUGUGAUCCAAAUGCUCGGGACAGAUUAUGCUAGGAUUGUGCAGGCAAUCUACGCUUUUGCUCAGAUUCGGCUCACUCGGUCGUGUUACCUAGAAUCUCAUGAAGACUGACAAGAGCACAAUCAUUACCGGACAAGCCUAACUGAGCACUCUGAUCUUGUCCACCAUUACAGCUCCAUAGUGUACAUUCUGAUCGCGCAGAUCGUUUCUGGCCGCAUUACUUCACGAAGCUCUGCACCUCUGGGUAGUGCAUAGAUAACAGAGCAAUUGGCAGAUGGUAGGUAGCAAGGGCAGAGAAGAACAGCAACAGUUCAGCCCUUCAAAUUCAGAUGCGAGAAUUUGAUUGUAAAGCCUAGGAAAAACAGCAUAGUGUCAGGAUUGAAACUGUGUAUUAGUAGUACUAGUAGUACUUGACAAAUAGCUCACGAUAGACAUUUGGGCCACCUACUCUCCGAAGGCGGUAGUUGCGGAUGAAUAUACAUCGACUUCACACUUCCACGGGGUCCGAAGUUGUAGAACAUGCAUUCCAUUCUGUCCCGGUUAAACAAUGUAAAAUAACGGCUCCCCUCGUCUUAAA